Messenger RNA from Prorocentrum cordatum, 3243 nucleotides. Lineage: Eukaryota; Dinophyceae; Prorocentrales; Prorocentraceae. The record is from the annotation of a GenBank genome assembly.
AUGCCAGGGCCCUCCGAGGAGUUCUCGGCGGCGGUGGUCCCUGCUUCUCCUCUGAUCUUCGGCACGUCCAACUGCGACAGGAUCUACUGGCAACUCUUCGCCGGGGCCCUCGUGCUCGCCCAGGACACGCCCUUCGUCUCCUGGGCGCUGGGCGUCGUGGGCGCCGGCGCCCGAGGCGCCGCCCUGCAACCGUUCGAGCACUACGUGCCGGUGAGGUACGACCUGUCCGACCUUCCGGAGCGGCUCCAGUGGCUGCGGGACAACGACGCCCGCGCGGAGGAGAUCGCGCGCGCGGGUCGGCGGUUUGCCGUGCGGCACCUCGGCUACGAGGGGGUCCUCCUCUACGUGGACCGCGCGCUGCGGCGGUAUGCGGCGGACCACUUGGCAGAAGGCGGGGCCGCGGCGGGGGUCGGACCCGCGGGGAGCCAGGAAGGUCACCUCCUGGCCCGUUCCCCGGAGAUGGGCGGCCAGUGCAGCGUGCCCGAGACGGCCCACGCGCUGGCCAAGCAGGUGGAGACCGGCGUGAUCGCCUGGCAGUGGCGCCCGAAGGGAGAGGUCCGGAAUCCGCCAGGGAACGCCAGGGUCCGCCCGGGCCGGGCCCGCGCCGGCAGCUUGCUGCUGGCGACCGAAGGGCUUGGUGCGAGAUGUUGCCUCAGCCAGCGGUCGCUCAAGCUGGAGCUGCUCGCCUGUCUGUACCACCAGGGCAAGAAUCUGGUCAGCGUGUAUGAGUACACGACAACGCCACCGACGGUCGUGGGCAGCGGAUUCAGUGGGGACGUUGUGCUCUGCAGGCGCCGCGAGAGAGCCGCUGUGAGGCAGAACAGCGAGACGGCCGUCCGCUGCGUCAAGAAAUUCGACCUGCAAAGGAUGAGCCUUGACAAUCUGGCGAAGCUGAAGAACGAGGCCACCAUCUACCUCUCCCUUGAGCAUCCUGCCAUCGCGCGCCUGUUCGAUGUAUUCGAGGACGACAGGGAAGUCAGUCUGGUGAUGCAGUACUGUUCUGGCGGAACGCUGGAGCACGCUUUGAGGAGUCAGGGGGCUUUCGAGGAGCAGGCAUUCAAGGAGCACGCGGUGCCGAUGCUGUCUGCAGUCAACUACAUCCACCGCGCAGGCAUUGUCCACAGGGACAUCAAGCCGCGCAACUGGGUGCACGAGGCCGACGGCGUCACCGUGAAGCUCAUAGACUUCGGGUUCAGUGCCAAGCAGUUCCUGAGCGCAGAGCACUCCGACACCCUGCAGGGCUGCAUGGGCACCCUGGGCUACCUCGCCCCCGAGGUGGUCCGAGCCGGGCUGGCCGACAGCGCCGCCUACGGCGCCGGGUGCGACGUGUGGUCGCUCGGAGUAGUUUUCCUGGAGCUCCUCACGGGCGAGCCUGCCUUCCACAGGGACAGCGGCUUCUGCGAGGGCUACACGGAGGAGGUGGUGCAGCGCGAGAUCUUGGACGUGACCGCGGACGUCGUGGAGAGGCACCUCGCAAGCGCGCCGGGGGCGCCGCGGCCGCUCCUGCGCAGGCUCUUGACGCCGGACCCCGACGGGCGCCCGUCGGCCGAGAGUGCGCUGCGGGAUCCGUACCUGGAGCAGCCCAUCGCGCAGCUGCAGCAGCCGGCAAAGGCGCUGCCGAUGGGGGUCGUGUUGGACCGCUUCCGCGCGCACGGGCUGGCGUCGAAGCCGUCUCGUGCCUGGCUUCAGGCCCUCGCCCGCUCGCCCACGCACCUGCCGUGGGGCGAGUUCUGCGUGCUGAGGAACACCUUCAAGAUGUUCGAUGCACGGGGCGGCUUUCGCGGCACAGUCGACCUCGCGGCGUUCUGCUCCACCGUCCUCGGCAGUUCGCCGCCGCCUUCUCCAGAGGCCUCUCCGAGCGCUCCCUCUCGCUGCGGCGGUGGAGAGGACACCUGCGACCUCCAGGCCGUGCCCGAGCUGGAGACCGAGGACGACGAGGCGUACUGGGACAGCUACGCCAGCCUCGAGGGUGGCGCGGCGCACUCGCCGCGCGCGAGCGCUCCAGGGCCGCAGGUCGAAAAGCACCGCGGCUCACCCCUCGGCCUUUCGGCCGUCGAGGUGGGCAGCAUCUGGCGCCGAGUCUGCGGCGAGCAGGAGUCCCUGAGCUACUGCGAGUUCCUGGCGGUUCUGCUACCGCCCAUCGAGGAUGUGUUCGAGGACGCCACCCCUGCAGGCCGCCCAGGCUACCGUGGUGCUGACCCGUUCGGGCUGAGCCCGCAAGUCGCGGAGUGGAAGGUCGACGAGCCAGUGUCCUGUUUCCUGCAGUUGCUGCGCGGCGGCGCCAGGCAGAACAAGGUGCCAGUGUUCACCGAGGGCGAGCGGGUGCAGGAUGUAGUGAAAACGAUGACUGGCGAACAUCACCGAUGGGCAGUGGUUCGCUUUCGCGAUGGACGCCACGCCUUCUUCGACUACAUGGACGUCAACCGAGAGUUGGUGCAACUCUGCGACCGCGCUCGCGAUGGUGAGCGGCCCUCGGCUUUUCUGGCUGCGCUCGCGGCCAAGACCGUUGGGGAGAUCGCUAAUCGCUCGGGCUUCUCGGCCUUCGUGCCAUGCGUGGCCUCGACCCCGCUGAGGCGUGUGCUCAAGCUUUUGUCGGCGCCCGCCGCGGCCGCAGGCCUUGGGAGGCGCGGGUCGAGGCAGUGCCCAGUGCGGCGCGUACCGAUCAUGGACCAGCAGGGCAGGGUGGUGCACGUCUUCUCUUGCACGGACUUCCUGGAGUUGGCGAUGCGCUUCCCAGGCCCAAGCAGCGUGCUCAAGCAGCACGCCGCCGAGAAGUUCGACCGCCGGGACUCCAUCUUGGAGCUGUCGGCGCUCCACGAUGGUCCCUUCAUGGACGCGUUGCGGACCAUGGACACACACUCACUCCCAACCUGCCCCGUGACCUCUCAUUCGCUCUCUGGUGACAUGGGCGGCGUGGUCGCUAGCAAUGUGGUGUCCGUCACAGAUCUGAAGUGGGUCAUCGGCUCUGGGGACUUCCACCUGCUAGAUGGAUCUUUGAGCGCCUUCGUCACCUGGCGGUCCGGGAUCGUCGACUCCCACCUGGACGAGAUCAUCCGGCAGCAGAGAUUGAACCGUUUCAAAGUCGUUUCUGUACAGGUCUGCGAUUCGCUUUACCACCUAUCACAGCGGCUGCUGGCAUCAAAGCUGUUACGUGUAUUUUUAUCUUCAGAUGACAUUGCCCGCAUUGUUGGCAUCGUUGGCUCGCGAGACAUUCUCGUAGAGGUCAUCAGCGACUUGAUAUGA